AGCCGGGGAUGAGCUGUUGCGUGCAGCUGCCUUUUGUGCGCCGCGAUACAGACCGAGAAACCUCCUUCCAGGCGAAACACGCACGAAAAAACAGUUCGAAAAGGGACUGAAACAAAACGGAAAGUGCAUCCACGGAUUACACUCUGCUGGAGAUGAGAUUGUGGACAAAGGGGAUUUGACGCGAUUGGGGAAACUUCGUGUUUUUUGGAGACGUUCCGCUCUUUGUGCUUCGGGCUGUAGAUGUUUCUCUCUGGGCAGAAAGGCCUCCAAGAUAGAUUCCCUCAGGAGUAAAGUGGACUUGCUGCGCCUCCCUCUGGCCCUCUCCUCCAAGUCCAUCGGUGACUGCAAGAGCCAGCUGGGCGUGGUCUGGGAGAAGGGCGGCGGCUCAGGGGCAGGAGGGGCUCGGAAACCCCGCCCACCGCCAGCCUCCGACAUGGACAGCGAGUCGGUGUACUCGGCGUACUCCUACAAGUCGUCCCACUCGCGAACGUCCCGCAAACACAGAGAGAGGAGGGACAAGCAUCGCGCAAAGAGCCGUGAUGGAAGCGUCCGUGGAGACAAAACGGUCAGCAUCCUGGCUCCUGGCGAGCCGCUGCUGGAUGCUGAGUCCACCAGGGGAGACGACAGGGACGACAACUGGGGCGAGACCACCACAGUGGUCACUGGUACCUCCGUGGACAGCAUCUCCAACGAGGAUCUGACACGUGUCUCUAAGGACUUGGAGGACACCUCGCCGCUGGAGUGUCGCCGUUACUUUGGCGUCGUGUUGACCGCCAUCCUGGGGCUCUUUGCUAUGGUCACUCCUCUGGCCUUUUUGGCACUCCCACAGCUGCUGUGGCGGGACAAACUAGACCCUUGUGGAACUCCAUGCGAGGGUCUUUACAUCUCUCUGGCGUUUAAGCUCCUGAUCCUGCUCAUCUCCACCUGGGCGCUUUUCCUCCGCCCAUCUAGAGCUACUCUCCCGCGAUUCUUCGUCUUCCGGUGUCUGCUGCUGGUGCUGGUCUUCCUCUUUGUGGCGUCCUACUGGCUCUUCUAUGGGGUGCGGGUGCUGGAGCCCAGAGAGACGGACUACAGGGGCAUUGUGGGAUACGCGGCCUCUUUGGUGGAUGCGUUGCUGUUCAUUCAGUACCUGGCCCUGGUGCUGCUGGAGAUCAGACAACUGCAGCCUGCUUUCUCGCUGAAAGUCGUGAGGACAACAGACGGAGCAAGUCGCUUCUACAGUGUGGGACAUCUCAGUAUUCAGAGGGCAGCAGUGUGGCUUCUGGACCAGUACUACAAUGACUUCCCGGUCCAUAAUCCAGCUCUGCUUAACCUGCCCAAGUCCAUCCUCACUAGAAAGAUGUCGGCCUUCAAGGUCUACAAUCUCGGAGAAGAGAACGGCACCAAUGCUUCCACGGGUCAGUCCAGAGCCGUGAUCGCAGCCACCUCUCGGAAAAGAGACAACUCCUACAGCGAGUACUACUACGAGGAGGCCGAGGUGGAGCGGAGGGUCCGCAAGCGCAAGGCCCGACUGGUGGUGUCAGUAGAGGAAGCCUUCACCCACAUCAAGCGCCACCAGGAAGAAGAGGCGACGGUGUCACCGAAACACCCACGAGAGGUCAUGGACCCGAGGGAGGCGGCUCAGGCCAUCUUCGCUCCCAUGGCGCGGGCCAUGCAGAAGUACUUGCGAGCCACCAGGCAGCAGUCCUACCACAGCAUGGAGAACAUCAUCAACCACCUGCAGUUCUGCAUCACGCACAACAUGACCCCCAAGGCUUUCCUUGAGUGUUACCUCAGCCCAGGUCCCACCCUCCAGUACCAGGACGCCAGCAGGGGGCGCCAGUGGACACUAGUGAGUGAGGAGCCAGUGACGGCGUCUCUACGUCAGGGCCAGGUCUUCACACUGAAACGCACGGACUUCUCCUUGGUCGUCACGGUGACGGCGCUGCCCUUCCUGCAUCUGGCCGAGGAAUUCGUUGACCCCAAGAAUCACAAGUUUGUCAUGAAGCUGCAGUCAGAAACAUCGGUGUAGGAGGAGAGAGAGGAAAUAGAUGUUUUAAAGUGUACAUGCAGGGUAUCCUUUUAUCUUUUUUUUUUUUUUUUAAUAAACAUUUUGGUAUCUUACUAUACAAAACGUCUGAAAUCAAAACGUGUUAAAAUGUGGAUUAUUUGAGUAGUUGAAAUCACAGUCAUGUGUCUAAAAUGUGAUAUUUUCACCUCGUUUGCCCUGUAAUCUCUCUUUAAGGUGAUUUUGUUUGGACAGUUGAUCACAUUUAAUGAACCCAACAGUCACUACUUUAGGCGAGGCCACAAUGACUAGUCACUGACUUUGUUCCUUUUUUGUACCUCAAAGUACUGACUGUUUACUUGUGAUAAAGCACAUCACGCUGCUUCCACUUCCCAUUGUAUCAAAAGCUGUUAACAGACGUAACAGCUCCUCUCAGGAGAAAAGACGGGGGGGAGAAGCUGCCUUCUCUUAACUCUGACGUGUCUAAAUAUGAAACUCUUACAGGAUAGUUUUGCUGUGAUAUGAGGUCACGGCUAUUGUUCUCUUCUUACCUGGUUUUUUUUCGUUGGCUCUGUUUGGUACGGUGGCUGGCAGUGGGCAAACGCACCGCCAUGACCCAAAACCCACGCGGGAGGAGCGACGAGCUGCAUAUACACAAACGCUGCAGAUUCAAAUCGGCAGUAGUUUGCACUGGGCGUAGAAAAGUAAAAAGGGGGUUAUCUGGACUUUUUAAUUAGAUUUUUUUCUCUUUUCCAAACAUCGUACAGUACAACUGGUUCACAGCACACUAUCAGAUAUCAAUGUACACAGUAAUUCAGGCGUUAAAAUCCAACGUCAGAUAGUUUGACUACGGAAAACGAGUGCGGGAUCGCUUGACCUCUUGGGAAAGGUCUUUUAAUAAAGUAAGAAUUAAGCAGUGGCUGGUCGUAGAGCUGCACGGCGGCGAGCGCUCGCACGGACCCCGGAGCAUUUCCGUUAUUGCUUGUGUUGUGGGGUUGGGUUUGUCACGUUGCGUGUGUUUUUGUUUUCCUUUGUGCUCGUGAAUCGGCGGCGUCUGUGAACACGCAGCUCGUUUCUCCUCCUGCGCGUGUUUUGGCUCGUUGCGGUGCGUUUGUCCCCCGUCGGCCACCGUAGCUUUGAGCAUCAAUGGAGUCAAAAGUGCAAAAAAAAAAAAAAAAAAAAAAGGUUCCCCUGAACAAAACACUGGAUGGACUUUGAUUGUAACUGCUCCUUGUUGUCGCCUACAUGGAUGUUAUGUCGUGGUUACCCAUGCACUGGUAACACAAGUAUACAUAAUGUAGAAUAAAGCACCAUUGCUGUGGGCGUAGACUGUAAAUAAAGAUGGAAAAAAAUGAACUCUGAAGCCA
Molecule: messenger RNA, 3354 nt
Organism: Solea solea (common sole)
Lineage: Eukaryota; Metazoa; Chordata; Actinopteri; Pleuronectiformes; Soleidae
Gene: vangl2
Product: VANGL planar cell polarity protein 2
Exons: 8
Coding region: 434-2011 (525 amino acids)
Biological process (GO): multicellular organism development; Wnt signaling pathway, planar cell polarity pathway; establishment of planar polarity
Cellular component (GO): plasma membrane
Source: RefSeq, a predicted model, not a curated record